AUGCUCCAUAAUGUUUUCUCCUUCCUCCUCGUUCGCAUGCAACAGGAUAACCUUCUGUUCUACUCAUCACGAUCACUUUCCGCCGUGGAUAACUUUUAUCCAUCCGCCCUCCGUGAUACCUUACGAGACCUUUGUGGUCUCGACAGUCCGUCCAAAACGGCUUCCACGGUGGCUCCCAUACUUUUCAGGGCAUCGCCCAUUGACCCGGCGCUUCGCUCCCCAGCAUCACCGGAUUCCUCGUCCCGCGAUCUCGCCAGCUAUAGCACGUCUUUGCCCGCGGACGGUCGCAAGACUCCCCAGCUUCCUUCGGCGUCUGAGCUAGCUCACUCCUUUGGAAACUCGGAUUCUACGCCGUCGACAACGUUACCACCACUCGACUCGAGACAGGACAACCUUGGUCUGCCUCGCAGCACGACUUCGCUGCCCGGGCUGUCAGCAUUGGCAUCGGUUGCAAUUGCGCCGACGUCAGAUCUCAGGUAUGUGAGAAUCCUCGGCCAGGAAUGCAGCGACUUCACUUCGUAUCCAUUUCACCGCGUCCCCUGGUGGUGGCUGCCGUGCAAUCACUCACUGCAACGUGCAACGUCUGUGUUUGUGUUGCUGCCUGAUUCCCCAGGCACCGACGCCGGACAGCAGCCACGCCGUCCCGUCCAAUUAAUCUCUCACUAA
Molecule: messenger RNA, 666 nt
Organism: Talaromyces amestolkiae
Lineage: Eukaryota; Fungi; Ascomycota; Eurotiomycetes; Eurotiales; Trichocomaceae
Exons: 2
Coding region: 1-666 (221 amino acids)
Source: RefSeq, a predicted model, not a curated record